Galleria mellonella (greater wax moth) is the source of this 5524-nucleotide messenger RNA. Its product is annotated as TBC domain-containing protein kinase-like protein. Gene Ontology annotation, molecular function: ATP binding; GTPase activator activity; protein kinase activity. The record is from RefSeq and is a predicted model, not a curated record. Gene Ontology annotation, biological process: protein phosphorylation; activation of GTPase activity. Lineage: Eukaryota; Metazoa; Arthropoda; Insecta; Lepidoptera; Pyralidae. The transcript has 13 exons. The coding region runs from base 216 to 2627 and encodes 803 amino acids.
GAUCAGUAAUAGAUAUGUCACAUUUAUACUUAAAUCACACUCAAAUAUACUGUAUUCGUUUUUAAAUAUUAGUUAAUUAAAUGAAUUGGGAAAACUACUUUAUAAUCAAUAUUAUAGAAAAAUCAGUUGUAGUUAAGAAUUAUCUUUGUAUGUGGAUUUAGAUAGUUAUUAAAAGUCAUAAUUUUGUUUCACGAUCAUAUAAAAAUUAUCUCGUAAUGUACAUUGAAAAUGAAGAAGAUUAUAAAUUCGCCGCCUGUACUUAUUUUGCUAGAAAUCAUCCGGGAGAAACUUGUGGUAGUAAUGGAUUACCUCUUACUCCGAGCUCUGUAACUAUUCUAAGUCGGGCGCAGCGAUUAUUGAAUAUAGAACAUCCUAAUUUGUGCACUUAUUUGGACGUUAUUAGGGGUAAACAUGAAAGGAUAAUAGUAGUGGCUGAAGUGAUUGGAAAAUCACUAAAGGAAAUCACUUCAAAGUUUACAUAUCAAGAAAUCACUAACAUUGGUAGACAAUUAGCUAAUGGCUUAAAUUUUUUACAUGAUCAAAACAUUACACAUAGGACUCUGGCUGAUGACAAUAUAUUGUUGGACAAUAAUGGCAGAGUGAAAUUGUUUAAUUUUGGAAUGUAUUAUAUGACUGGUAGUGGAGAAGAAGUGUCUUUUCCACUUGGUCUCCCAAAAUAUCUAAGUCCUGAAACAAUAUUGAAAGGUGGAGGGCCAGCUGCAGAUGUAUGGUCCUUUGGCAUAAUCCUUCUAGAGUUGUGCAUUGGAAAAUUAUGGCACAAUUUGAAACCUGGCCCUAUAUUAAGGCGAAUAUUAACAUUAGUUCAUGCUAAUAAUCCAGCAGAGAGGAUAGCAAGGGAACAUGAUUGCCUUGAUACUUAUAAAGAAGUUCCAGAAAAUCUAAGAAACAUAAUAGAGAUGUGUCUAAAAAUAUAUCCAAGUGAGAGAGCUACAUUUGCAACACUCGUAGAUAAGUUAUCGCAAAUAGAUGACAAAGAAUUGGUGACAGUGAAGGCUGAGCGCGGUCUCAUGGGGUGUAAGCUUCAGUACUUGUACCAUUGGUGGCAGUUGGCAGGUGGAGACAUACAGGCGGAGUUGAAAAAAAAUUGUCUGAUCAAAAACACACCACCAAUAUUAUCUAUGCCUAUAGCGAUCCUCUUAGAUGGCUGCACUAUAGGUGGCAAGACGGGAGCUUUGUACGAUCGCCGUAUUGCAAAAUAUAGUCUUGAUUUGUUAAAAAUUCGCCUCAACCAUAUACCACCACAUGAUUACUACCCGCUCAUGCACGAAAGGAAGAAGGAAUAUGAUGCUGUGCUGCUACCGAAAAUAAUCAGGGAGAGGGACACAGAGUAUCAAUUUUAUAGAUUACUAUUGUUUCAGAGGUUACUACAUGGAUACCCCUUCACAGCCCCGUACAUAAGAGCCGAAGCCGAGAUAGACAUACCGCCGUUAGUGCGCGGCGACGUAUGGGCGGCGCUGCUCGGCGUCGUCGGCGAUAUUCAGGACCAAUACGAGAGGAUAGACAAAGAGACGCCAACGCCUACUGACAGACAAAUAGACGUGGACAUCCCUCGUUGCCACCAGUACUGUUGGCUGCUGAGCGGCGCAGACGGUCAUCGCGCGCUCAAGCGGUUGCUCAAAGCCUGGCUACUCACAAAUCCACAGUAUGUCUACUGGCAAGGCCUGGAUUCACUCACCGCACCAUUUUUGUAUUUGAAUUUUUGUAAUGAAGCUCGCGCUUUCGCAUGCUUGUCAGCGUUUGUUCCAAAAUUUCUGCAUAAGUUCUUCUUGAAAGAUAACAGUUUUGUGAUAAAGGAGUACCUAGCAAAGUUUUGGCAGAUGACCGCCUUCCACGAGCCCGAAUUGGCUACCCAUCUGCACGAGAUAAACUUUGUGCCAGAACUGUUUGCAAUACCAUGGUUCCUUACUAUGUUUUCACAUGUGUUUCCACUACAUAAAAUUGUCCAUCUGUGGGACGCUUUGCUUGUGGAAGGUCCAGCGCUGCCGCUGUUUAUGGGCGUUGGAAUCUUGCGUCAACUACGCGACACAUUGCUAGAAUCAGGGUUCAACGAGUGCAUAUUACUGUUCUCGGACUUGCCUGAAAUUGAUAUUGGGGAAUGUGUCAAGGAGUCUAUAGCCAUGUGCCGCAGUUCUCCGCGCAGUAUUAGUUAUAGAAGGUUUACCAACGAAGCGGAAUUAAAAGACCCCAUGGACGUGGUGGAAAUACCAAUGGAAACAUUGUUCACGGAGAUUUGUCCAAGGAUCAACCUCUCCGAUUUCUUCUCAUUGAUAUGCCAAAACAAGUGUUGUGUUAUUGACAUAAGGUCCAAUUUGCUAUACGAGAAGAGUUGCAUCGAGGGCAGCAUCAACGUACCGUUCAGCGGAGUGCAGCUGGGUCACGUGUCGCAGCGUGCACUCGGUCUGCCGGCGCAGCAAGCGCUGCAGAAUGCUGCUCGGCAAGCGCACACUGUAGUCGUGGCCGGGCACGCCAAUGACGACAGCGCCCGCUUGUUCAGCGAAUACCUAGUGAAGUGCGCUGUGGCCCGGGUGUGUAUUCUUCACGGCGGUAUACCGGCACUGCAGGCGAAUGUGCCGUCCCUCUUCGUCACUCCACCAAAGAAAAAUUAAUUUCAAUACGAAAAACUAUGAUCAGUCAGACACGAAAUUUCUAAUUGUGAUAUUUAUGUAGGUAAUAGGGGGCCUACCAUGAAAUGAAAUUCCGAAGUUUCGGACUCAAUUUCGUGUUUUCGUUCAUACCUAAAUCGGCAGUAAAUGGAGCUUAACAUUUCGUUCGUCAUAAAUCUUACUAUAAAAGUCCAAAAUAAUAAUAUUUUGAUAUUUUUUAUGUUUUUAAACGGUAAAUAUUACGUAAUUUUAACAUCAAAUUUGUGUUUCGUUCGGGUCCGAAAUUUCGGAAAACAUUUCAUGGUAAGCCUUCAGUAUAUUGCUACGUGUACGAAUUUCAGAUUUUACAUUUCUAAGAUUGCCCCGAUUUUGGAUGUCAUUUUUAUUUAUUUAGUAAUAAAUCUAUAAUAUUAAACUGAUUAACGGAUUUAAUAGACUGAUAGUUUUGUUUCGAUAUAUUUUAAUGAAAAGGUAACCGAGUUCCGUUGAAAUUAUUACAUGAAAUUCAUAACAAAUCUAAAUUUCUUCUUCUUCGUAUCCUCAAGGCUGAGGGAUGUGAUUAUGAUAUGCAGCAUGUGCCACCACUCUUUUCCAAAUCGCACGAUUUUGUGCUUUGGGAAUAAACUCUUGCAAGGUAGUUGCAGUUGCCUGCUGAAUUGUCUUAUCGGUGCUCGGCCUCUACUCUUACCCUCCACACAGCUGUCCAAGAUUAACCUUUCAUUUAAUCGAAAUAUUCAAUGUUUUUUUUUUUAUUUAUGUUAUUAGAUAUUAGCAGACUGUCUUAUUGUCUGGUCAACUAUUUGUUUGUUUAUAUUUUCAUUUGCUUCUAUUGAAACAGACUAUACCAUGUUUGUUGUAUUAAUAUAUAUUGUAAUAAUAUGAAACGUUAUUCAUCAUCAUCAUCAUCAUCAAAUCAGCCUUUAAUUGUCCACUGCUGAACAUAAGCCUCCCCUUGGGGGGGUUUACCAGUAGUUGCCACGCUUGGCAGGCGGGUUGGCAAUCGCAGUCAGGCUUUAAAGAUGUUUUAAGAGAGACUCUGUUGCCCAUCCCUCGCCCUCCUUAGUCGGUUCUUACGAUACACACGAGAAAGGAAGGGGUGGCCCAUUCUAUGCCGGGACCGGGAAUCUUAUACAAGUUAAACUAAAAUACCUACAUAAGAGAUUCAAAAUUUUUUUUAUGCAUACCACCUGAUACUAAUUGGUAAUAACAAAAACAGGGGAAGAAUAAACAAGUAUCCCAAUUCAUAUGAAAUCUGAGCGAAAUAUAUUUCUGCGUUUUGCUAUACUGCAAUCCAUAUUGAAAAAAAGUAUAUAAAAAUGAGUUUGUUUAUUAAGCAACGGUAUAUUUAGGUGACGCCCAAUAAAAGUUUUAUUAUUUGUUAGUAUUUAUUAAAAAGUAGGGUGGUAACGAACCCGUUAUAAUUACCUAAUCUUUCGUCAAAAAAAAAAAAAAAGUAUGAGGCCUAGAGAUCUAAGUAUAUAAGCUAAAAGCUUAUUGCUUUUAGCUUAAUUUUUAAAUAAACAUUUUUAAUUAAGCAUAGUCUAUGGUCACCGCUAUCUCCGCCCCCGCGCCCCGCCCCACCCGCACCGACGUCUUCAGAUACUAUGCGAGCUGCGGCCUACAAUGAGACGCUAUGACGCAAAGCACCUUACGCCCCCUAAAGAAUUCCGGAUGAAAUGGAAACCAUUGUUAGAAACGACAAAAAAAAAAACAGUGAGUUCAUUAAUUUCUAGUUACAUGUAUAUAUAUAAAUGUUUCAAAUAUUAUUAUUAUAAAAAUGGAGAAACUAUAACUAUUAUAAUGGGCGACACAGUGUACUCUAUUAUACCCAUAAUACUGUUCAUGUCAGUCGGUGACGGUUACUACUUUCCAUCAGGUAGGCCGCCUGCUUGUUUGCCAUUUUAAGUUGUAUAAAAAAAAAAGAAAAUAUAAUUUUUUUAAUUCUGUUACGAACAGUCAUUAAAAAAAAUAUAGUUAAUUUUUUUAUGUUAUUUAAAAAUAGACAACGAGUAUCAAAACAUAUAAUAGUAGAAGUCUAUAUGUAGUUAGUUGUUCUAUUUAUAUUUCAAUUAUACGGAAUCACACGCUACGGGACACAUUCGCACAUGGCCGAUUUCUCUCAUAACUGUUAAAAAAAAAAAGAAAAAUACCUAUGCGUACGUUUGGUCAAUGAACUCACGAUAGAUUGGCUGCUGCCAAAGCGUGUGUGUGGCCGAUAUGGCUAACGUGUGAAAUACCUAAAAGAAAUGUGUAAAUACAUAUAAUAAAAUGAAAUAAAAAAGAAAUGGUCACGAUUUUAUAAUUAUCAUCGUCGGCAAAAGAUCUUUAAUUAUAAAGAGGUAUAUAUUUGUGACUGUAUCAUUUGUACAUGUGGAAGUGAGUUUGUUUAUUUUAUGAGAGAUAAUGGAAUGGUAACCCCACCCGCGCUAUCGGUAUACACCGGCGGGGCACCAGUGAAGGAUGAUAGGCGAGGAUGAAGCAGGUCAGUUAGCCCAUCGUGACGAAUUCAACAGGAAUUGUUCACGAUGGUUUCCAGGGGGAACCACGUGGAGGUCGAGAGUUUGUUUAUUACCUCAUACCACCUUAAUGGCUUAACCUAUCACUGUGAAGUUUGGUAUACACGUAUAACAUGGGAUGAAGAAGAAUAUAGACUACCUUUUUUUUCCCGGUCAAUUAAUAUAUCUCGUUGUAAAAGCUAGUGAUAAAUAAAUCCAAUACCUGUCGCCUUUACUUGGUUUAAUGUGGUUUAUUCGAUAAUACACCGAUAUAUAUUUCGUUACCGGAGAGUUCUUGCUGCUUAUACUACACAUAAGUAUUUUACUACUAUUUACUACUACACACAUAGUUCUAAAAGGAAUAAUUGAACGUUUUGUUCUACUAUUGAAACUUUUUCGUCCUUA